Molecule: messenger RNA, 3203 nt
Organism: Melospiza melodia melodia
Lineage: Eukaryota; Metazoa; Chordata; Aves; Passeriformes; Passerellidae
Gene: SLC6A2
Product: solute carrier family 6 member 2
Exons: 14
Coding region: 73-1962 (629 amino acids)
Biological process (GO): dopamine uptake involved in synaptic transmission; sodium ion transmembrane transport
Cellular component (GO): neuron projection; plasma membrane; neuronal cell body membrane
Molecular function (GO): dopamine:sodium symporter activity; norepinephrine:sodium symporter activity; neurotransmitter:sodium symporter activity
Source: RefSeq, a predicted model, not a curated record
GCGCGGAGUCGCCUCCAGCGGGAAGCGCACUUCCGUUAUCUGCGCGCCCCCUCCUCAGCUCGCUCUCUCUGGAUGUUUAAGGCGAGGAUGAACAAACAGGUCCAGCCCGAGCGCAAAGUGUCGGUGGUGGCCCCCUUGCCGGACCGCGCGGGGCCGCCGCCGCCGCCCAAGAAGGACGUGGAGCUGCUGCUGGUGAAGGAGCACAACGGGGUGCAGUACACCAGCAGCAGCCUCCUGCCCGCCGCCCCCGCGCCGCGCUACGGCACCCAGGACAGGGAGACCUGGGGCAAGAAGAUCGACUUCCUCCUCUCCGUCAUCGGCUUCGCCGUCGACCUGGCCAACGUCUGGCGAUUUCCAUACCUCUGCUACAAAAAUGGAGGGGGUGCUUUUCUUAUUCCCUACAUCCUCUUCUUAAUCAUUGCUGGAAUGCCCCUGUUCUAUAUGGAAUUAGCACUGGGACAAUAUAACAGAGAAGGGGCUGCCACUGUCUGGAAAAUCUGUCCAGUUUUCAAAGGUGUAGGCUAUGCAGUGAUACUCAUAGCUCUUUACGUGGGUUUCUACUACAACGUUAUCAUAGCCUGGUCUCUGUAUUAUCUAUUUUCAUCAUUCACAUUUGAGCUCCCCUGGACAAACUGCCACAACAGCUGGAACAGCCCAAACUGUACAGAUCCAAAACUCUUCAAUGCAUCAGUGCUUGGCAAUGGUACUAAAUACUCCAAGUACAAGCUCACUCCUGCAGCUGAAUUUUAUGAGAGGGGAGUUCUGCACCUGCACGAGAGCCGUGGAAUCCACGACCUUGGCUUGCCCCGCUGGCAGCUCUCCCUCUGCCUCUUGGUGGUGGUAAUCAUUCUUUUCUUUAGUCUCUGGAAAGGAGUGAAGACUUCAGGAAAGGUUGUUUGGAUAACAGCCACUUUGCCUUAUGUUGUAUUAUUUGUCUUAUUAAUACAUGGAAUAACCCUGCCUGGUGCAUACAAUGGAAUAAAUGCAUACCUGCAUAUAGAUUUCAGAAGAUUAAAAGAAGCCACAGUAUGGAUUGAUGCAGCCACUCAGAUAUUUUACUCCUUAGGAGCCGGGUUUGGUGUUUUAAUUGCAUUUGCCAGUUACAAUAAGUUCGACAACAACUGCUACAGGGAUGCUUUGCUGACUAGCACCAUCAACUGUGUCACAAGCUUCAUCUCAGGAUUUGCCAUUUUCUCCAUAUUGGGCUACAUGGCUCAUGAGCACAAAGUUAAAAUUGAGGAUGUAGCUACUGAAGGAGCUGGUUUAGUUUUCAUCCUGUACCCAGAGGCAAUUUCAACUCUUUCAGGAUCUACAUUUUGGGCUGUGGUGUUCUUCAUCAUGCUCCUUACACUUGGCAUUGACAGUUCUAUGGGUGGGAUGGAGGCUGUCAUCACUGGCCUGGCAGAUGAUUUCCACCUUCUGAAGCAGCACAGAAAGCUCUUCACCUUUGGUGUUUCUUUUGGCACUUUCCUACUUGCUCUUUUUUGCAUUACCAAUGGUGGAAUUUAUGUGCUCACACUUCUGGACACAUUUGCAGCUGGGACUUCAAUAUUGUUUGCUGUCCUAAUGGAGGCAAUUGGAGUUUCCUGGUUUUAUGGAGUGGACAGGUUCAGUGAAGACAUCCAACAAAUGAUGGGCUUCAAACCAGGCCUCUACUGGAGACUGUGCUGGAAGUUUGUUAGUCCUGCUUUUUUAUUGUUUGUGGUGAUAGUCAGCAUCAUAAAUUUCAAGCCCCUGACCUAUGAUGACUACACCUUCCCUCUGUGGGCAAACCGCAUUGGCUGGGGCAUAGCCUUGUCCUCCAUGAUCCUCGUGCCUGCCUACAUCAUCUACAAAUUCAUGAACGUGCGUGGGACCUUUAAAGAAAGACUGGCUUACUGCAUCACACCUGAAAAUGAGCACCAACUCGUGGCCCAAGGAAAUGUCAGGCAGUUUAAGCUCCAACACUGGCUAACAAUAUGACAACCAACAGACCAAGGAAAAAGCCUACUUUCAACUAAACUGAGAUUACAGAAAAGUCAAGUUCAAAGCUCCCUCACUUAUGCUUGGACCAGGCUGGCCCAGAGCUUAUCUACUGACUCUGUGAGGGAAGACAUCUGCUCUCUGUUGUCAAUGCCUCCCUUCUAUUACUUGGCUUCAAAUGAUCUUUAAAGACUCCAUUUAAGUUUUCUUGCAUCCUUUGGUGCCAUAAGAUCCCUACAUGACCAAAACUUGUGAGUUUUGCUAUAGGCAGAAGUGGAGGAGGGGGGAGCAGAGGAAAAGAACAAUCAGCAUAAGUUAAGUGCUUUUUUAUUGUGAAGAAGUGAAUUAAACUUUUCUGACAAUAAUAACUACUUCAGAUAAUUUAAAGGAACAACACCUAAGCAGUCUAGAUCUAAGGAAAGAGAACACCUCAGUUAUGACAAAAAGAGCAAUUUUAACAAUGUCCUCAUGUCACUAGCUUUCUUGCCAUACUGUCCUUUGGGAUGUGAGUUUGCAUCCUUCUGAAAGUGCUUCAUUUUCAGUGGUUUGUUAUUUGUUCCUUCUCUUGGUGAGGAACACUGUCUUUGCUGUACACGUCCAUGCCAUUUUUUGACCAGUUUGAUUGCACUGAAGCUAAAGAGCAGCAGGAAGAGAAUUCCUGUCACAAUUACUAGUGCAGAACACAGCUUAAUAUCAGUGUACUUCAUGAAAGAAAUAUUCCCUUAUAUCAACAAUUGGAAUGGCUUUAUCAUAUGAUCCACAUUCUGCAGACUUUUCCAGCUGAGCAUGGAAGUUACAUCCAAAGAGACAGACUUUCAUCUUUUUGCUGUAUUUUGUUCCAAAUAAAGAAUGUAAAAUACAUGAAGGAUAAUUUAAAAUUAUAGAAUUACCAAGUGGCACAAAAACACCAAUCUGGUUUUAUUCCCCUGCUGUGAAAAUAUUAUAACUUAACCAGGAUUUACCCACCAAGACAUAGUAAGAUUUUUAACUACUUUAAAAGUAUGUUUAGCUCUCUAAACCUAUUCCAGCUCUGUUCUCUAGUAGUAUUAUGCAAAGUAGAAGACACAGAACAAACUCUGCAUUUGGGUGCUGUUCUUAUUCUGUGGUCACUUGUCACUGUAGUACCUUUCAAGUGAUCACUACAUUCAGUAGCUUUGAGUUAGUUCUUGUGAUUAUUUAUCACUGGGUCUACAUUAAUUUGCAGAGGCAGUAGCUUCUCUGCUGGAUCCAACCCAGAGUUA